AUGAAGCCAAAGCGACCGUUGCCGCCAGCACGUACGCUCGCGCUCGUUAUAGCAGCCCAGCUGCUUCUGUGCUGGCUCUUCCUGCUGGCUGCCCGUCUGGACGACGUCGGCGUUCAAGCUGCAGACGAUCCGUCGACGUCUUCCACCUCCUUACGUCGCUGUAUCUCUGCGGCCCAUCGGGACCGUCGGUACGUGCAAGCAGGAGUGUGUGUGACGGUCCAGGAGCGUGCGGGAGCGUUCGCAGACCUGCUCUACGCCCUGAAGGUGGUGCUGGAGAAUGCCCACGUGGUCUAUUGGAUCGACAGCGGCACGUUAUUGGGCGUCUACAGGGCGCAACAGCUCGUGCCGUGGGACUAUAACGUUGACAUUGGGAUCACCGUAGCUGGGCUGAGCUCCCUCCGAUCGAUGGCUACAGACACGCUGCAAGUGACGGAAGGCUACGAACUCACAGUGUUUCACAGUCCUCUACAUGAAGCUGGCGAGACGUCGACAGCUGUGCCUGUGAGGUUCGUGGACACGACGUUUGGAUUUUACGCCAACGUGUUUGCGUUUGCGGAGUCUCAGGGAGUUUUCAAGGACGAUGUUAAGUCCGUGACAGCAGCAGAGAUGGAGAAUGAUGUGGUGGGCAAUGGGGUUCUAGUGGAAACUCUAGCGGGACCGGAGCCGUCGCAGAUGUGGCAGCGGUGCGUUCAUUGUCCGGUUAUUCAGGAUGCAGACGAUGGCAUCACGUCGAAAGACGCGAACGUCAAUGCAGUGACAAAACAGUUUCGUGUGCCGCGAGAUUGGCUCUUUCCAUUGCGAAUAUGCAAAGUGGAACAGUUUGAAGUCAAGUGCCCAGCGCAGACAGCGCCUUACCUCAUGUAUAUCUUUGGAAACCGGUUCUUGACGCCUGAAUUGUGGGACUGA
Molecule: messenger RNA, 906 nt
Organism: Peronospora matthiolae
Lineage: Eukaryota; Oomycota; Peronosporomycetes; Peronosporales; Peronosporaceae
Source: the annotation of a GenBank genome assembly